AUGAAGAAAAUAUUUGGUCAGAAAAAACUGAAAAAGGCAAAAUUUCAGCCAGUGGAUGAAAAUUACACAAUUAACGGAACAAAUUCUGCUGAAAGUGGCACCUCUGAUCGGUCAGUUACUGACCACAAAGAACCAACAAGCUUAGAUGAAUAUCAAAGUUAUUACGAAGGUACGUCUUCGUCCCUUGGAGAGGAGCGUCAUUUUGAUGAAGAACUGGACAAGCAUAUGAUGCAAACUAUUUCUGAUGUUAAAUACGUUAAGAAAAGGCCCAAAUUUGUGACGGUUGGGGAAGUCAAUUUUCAACGUGAAUGUUUGGAUGCGCAUAACGUAGUGAGGGGACAAUACGGUUGUCAAGCAUUAAUUUGGUCCCAAGAACUUUCUGAUCUUGCGCAUUCUUGGGCUGUUAAAUUAGCUGAACGAGGAAGGAUAUUAUUUCCUGAAUUACCAGGCAUAGGGGAGAAUAUAUGCUUGACAAUAGCAGAUGAACAAACUCACUUACCUUCCGGUACAGAAAUUACUGAACUUUGGGCUCGAGAAGCAAAAGAUUUCGAUUUCAAAAGACCUCAGUGGAGUCCAAAAACGAAAAAUUUCACGCAAAUUGUUUGGAAGGAAACAUUUGAAAUGGGUAUUGCGCGGCAAUGGAAUACAAAUAAAAACUGUGUUGCAACUGUAGCAUUUUAUCGACCUCCAGGAAAUUCCAAUGCCCCCGGUGAGCUUGAACUUUGUUUUUGA
This is a messenger RNA of Thelazia callipaeda (thelaziosis nematode), 732 nucleotides long. The record is from the annotation of a GenBank genome assembly. Lineage: Eukaryota; Metazoa; Nematoda; Chromadorea; Rhabditida; Thelaziidae.